GACACAGGGAUAGUCAAAAAAACUGGACCGUGGUGUCCGGAUAAGAAAGCUUCCCUUAAAGCUAAAUCAUUACCUGAUGACGAAAAUAAAAGAAUCUGGUCAUUAAAAGACCAGAUUUCUUCAUUACAAUUGGAAUCUGAACUGAAUAUGCUAGAAUUAGAACGUAAAAGGCAAGCCAUCCAUCAAGUAGCCAAACGAGGAUGUCAUGCAUAUGCUUACAUAGAAUUUGGACAAAUGGAGAAGGUACAGAUUUACAAGAGAAGAGAACCAACCAGUAUGAAACUUAAAGAAUUAGAUCCAGUGAAUUACGAUGAAAGUACAGAUUAUUCAGAUACCGUGUCAUCUGCUCAUUAUGACACAUUUGCCUAUAAAUAUGAAGAUCAGGAAGAGGAGUGUGCAAAUGAAAUUGGUGCACGUUCUCGAUCUGUUACCGAAGGCGCUGCAGGUGCUCUUAUGAAAGCAAAAUCACAAUGUAAUGUUGAACCAAGGA
Messenger RNA from Dentiscutata erythropus, 490 nucleotides. NCBI's taxonomy places the organism in Eukaryota, Fungi, Glomeromycota, Glomeromycetes, Diversisporales, Gigasporaceae. The record is from the annotation of a GenBank genome assembly.